AUGUUGCUGUAUCUCUGUUUCAGGAAAAAAUCAGAAGCUUUGGCCCUGGUGCAGGCUGGUCUAGUUGACAUCUCCAAGGCUACAUACUCAGUGCAGACCCGCCAGUCUCUGACACACCCAAACUGGUUGGAGCACAGGGACCUUCACAACCUGGGCCUUUUGCAACUGGAGGAGCCACUGGAAUUUGGUCCCCUAGUUGCACCUGUGUGUCUCUCAGACAAGGCAGAUGCAAUAGGUGACUUCAGAAAUUGUUGGCUACCAGGCUGGUCUGUGCUGGAAGGAGGCCCUGCCGUGCUGCUGAGACAUCCCCUAGACAUCCUGAGCGUCACCAGCUGCGACCAACUUGGAGAGCAGCUCUCCAAUGCCAUAUUCUGUAUCAAGGCUCAAAUGGGCCCGGAAGGAGUCUGCACGGGUGAUGUGGGCUCUCCACUGAUCUGCCCUGACCCCCAGGGUGGGGCCUGGCUUCAGCUGGGGGUGCUGAGCAGUUUUGAUGAAGCCUGCUCCCGCCCCUAUGUCUUCAGCAGUCUGCCCCACUACCUGCCCUGGCUGGAGAGGACCACAAAGGUUGCAGGGUAUCGUUACAAUCGCACAGUUCCUUGGAAACACCUGAGGCCGACAAAAAAUCUUAGGCAGCUACAGAAACCAGAGACCCUGGCUGCAUGGAUCUCAGCACAAUUGUCCUUGCCCUGGCAAGUGCUCAUCGCCACAUGUGAGAAUCACAGCUGCGGGGGCUCAAUUCUGAAUCGCUACUGGGUGUUGACUACAGCACAGUGUGUCCAACAGACGGACCCAGCAAACAUAGCUGUCUUUGUGAGGCUGACACACCCCAAGGGCCAUGCCAGAGGCACCCACGUUGCUGCAAUUUACCCUUAUGAGGAGGCGACGCAGUACAGUCUCUCUGGCAGCUACAACGUGGCUCUGCUGCUCCUCCAGAAGCCCAUCGCCUUUGACCAACAUGUGGCUCCUAUGGCGUACUUCCCAAAGGAGCCCUGGGAUAGCUGCAAAGUGAUGGGUCUACAAAUGAUGCAAUCUGGUGAAAUUGGGGCUGACUCCCGCGCAUACCACGUCAAGGUGCUAAUGCCCUCAGACUGUGCCAAGGAACAUCCUGGGGUCAAUCCAGGCAUGUACUGUGUUGUAAGAAAUAGCUCUAGCUAUCUGCCGGGUGCUGCUGUAGGUGAGGGUGCAGCCCUGCUGUGCCACUUGGAGGCCAAGAGCAUGACAUGGAGCCAGGUUGGCUUGAUGAGUGAGCCCUUUCCGGGAUCCCAGAUGGUUGUUCUGUCCUCCAGCAUCACCUCCUAUGUGGACUGGAUAGAAAAAACGUCCAGACGAGCCAAGCACCAAUUAUUCCUGCCCCGUGGGAGAGCAGCAGCCUAUGGACCAAGUAGCUGGAUUCUCCUGCUGCUCCUGUCAUUGUUUUGGGAGGCAGAGUUGGGCUGA
This is a messenger RNA of Lacerta agilis (Sand lizard), 1437 nucleotides long. RefSeq names its product serine protease 55-like. Gene Ontology annotation, molecular function: serine-type endopeptidase activity. Lineage: Eukaryota; Metazoa; Chordata; Lepidosauria; Squamata; Lacertidae. The coding region runs from base 1 to 1437 and encodes 478 amino acids. The transcript is spliced from 7 exons. The record is from RefSeq and is a predicted model, not a curated record. Gene Ontology annotation, biological process: proteolysis.